AUGGCACCCGCCAAGCACCGCUACGCAGGGCCACAACCAGCCUGCCCACCUUCGCUCGACCACCCACCCCCGACCCUCUCUCAAGACCAACUCGCCGUCCCGACCACCGAGCUCUACUCGGCCGCACUCGAGCACGCCUGGCGCCAACUCGACCCCUCUUCGUCGUCGUCGUCACAGCGGCCAACACCGGCCCGCGUCGACCAGCUCGAGCCCCGCCCCGAUGACCCCUCGCGCCCGCGCCCAGUCCACCACGGGCCCUACGCCCUCGUCCGCGCCCAGCUCGACUGGACCUACCACGUCGUCCCGAACCGCGCCCGCCAGCACCUCCAGGACGAGAUCGUCACCCGCGUCCUCGAACAGCGCCUGCGCGAGUGCGACGAGGCCGGCGACGACGAGCCGUGCCGGGUCAGCGAGCGCCGCGAGGCCUUUGCCCAGCAGGAGCAGGACCCGGACGGCGUGCGCGGUGUCAGGAGCGACGACAUGGGCCGCAAGGCCGGCGACAGAGAGGAGGACCGCCCUCUCGCGCUCUUUACCGCCGGCGGCAUGGGCGCCGGCAAGGGCCACACGCUCAAGGAGCUCCUCAAGUCGCACGCCGUGCGCCUCCCGCGCAACACGGUCUGGAUCGACCCGGACGCCCUGUCGCGCAUGCUCCCCGAGCGCCCGCAGUACGUCGCCCACGACCCAGAGAACGCGAGCGCGCUCCUGCACCCCGAGGCGAGCCUGCUCCAGGAGGUGUGCGCGAGCGUCGCGAGGGAGCAGAGGCGGAGCUUGGUCGUCGACGGGAGCUUGACCGACUGCGGCUGGUUCGAGGGCUUCAUGCGGAAAUACCGCGAGGCGGGCUACGACUGCGAGAUCCUCUUUGUCUCGGCGCCCGAGGACGUCAUGCUCCGCCGCGCCGAGAAGCGCGCCAAGUCGACGGGCAGGGUGACGCGGCCCGAGGCCAUCAAGCGCAGCAGGAUCAAGAGCCCCGAGUGCGUCACCAAGCUCAGCAAGCCUGGGCUCGUGCGCCGCGUCCGCCUGAUCGACAACUCGUCCGACACGUCGCCCGCAUCGACCAUGUACGACUCUGCGCUCGACCCGCUUUGGCCCGGGUCGACCCCGACGCCGUACCACGACCCGACCGCGUCGCCGUCGCUCAGUGCGGCCGGGCGCGAGCGCGGCAAGGACGUCAACGAGGGCGGGUGGGUCGACGCGAAAGGGUUUGUCGAGGGGCGGCUCGAGCAGGGCGAGGAUGGGCGGGUGCGCGAGAGGAGGGGUGCGGACGCGCGAGGGGGAGCGGGAGCGGGAGCGGGAGCUGGGGGCGAGGGACGGGCAAAGGGCGAGGGCAAGCUGUAGACGGAGCCAUGCAGUCGACGGUAGACG
Messenger RNA from Rhodotorula graminis WP1, 1362 nucleotides. RefSeq lists its product as uncharacterized. The record is from RefSeq and is a predicted model, not a curated record. The coding region runs from base 1 to 1335 and encodes 444 amino acids. Gene Ontology annotation, molecular function: ATP binding; kinase activity. NCBI's taxonomy places the organism in Eukaryota, Fungi, Basidiomycota, Microbotryomycetes, Sporidiobolales, Sporidiobolaceae. The transcript has 5 exons.